UUUGCCUCUUUGUUUCCUCACCUGUGCACCUGCACUGAGUGUUUGUUGGUGUCUGCCUGUGUCUUUUGACCACUCUCCUUCCAACCUUUACAUUUGCAGGCAGCUGCAGGACACCACAGUGACCGCAGCACCACCUCCUGUUCUCCAGUGCAGAAGAAGGUCCACACACUGAAGGUUGCCUGAAAAUCAUGGAGGACCAAGAAGCAUAUGAUUACAGGCCAAGAAGAUGUACUGCCAGUUUUCAGUCUCAGCCAGACUUUGAGUCAAGCUUGCAGUUUGAUCAACCAGUUUACAGCGGUGCUUCUAUGCUGAGCCCUCUCAAGAACGAUGCAUAUGCCUGUGGAGACUAUGACCAGGCUGAAGAGGUGUCACUUUCUCAAGAGAGUGACAGAUUCAGAAUAGGGAAGGCCUCCAGCCCCAAACCGAAGGAUCGACUUGGUUCCUGCGACUUCCAGUUGGAAGAUGAGGAUGAAGUCUCAGAUGAUGAGCCAACUGUCUUCUCCCUCCCUGGUAUGUCAUCUGGUGAAAGCGUAACCCUGGAAGAAGAGAUCAUCUUGGACCAGAUCGAAGACAAUUGCACAAAGCCUGAAGUCUGGCAAAGUGAGUGGCACAAGAAACACAUGGCAGCAAUAAGUAGUGAGAAGUUUGACAGCCUCCUGAAGAUGUUUCCGGAAUUCCAAGACUGCAAGAGCUACAUGGCGGCAUUCGUUUUAAUUAGGGUUUCCUCUACAGAAGUGUUGGAUACUGCAGGUCAACCCUGUGAGCAUUACAAGGUGGUGGCAGUGGGAGCUGGACGUUCAGGCUCCACCGAGUGGCUUGGCUACAAUGGGACGAUGGUCCAUGACUGCCACGCCAUUGUCAUCACCAGGCGUGCUCUCCUAAGGUUUCUGUACAAGCAGGUUCUUCUCUUCUUUGAUGCUGAUCCAAAUGCCAAGGAGAACUGCAUUUUUGAGAGCAGUGCAGACAGCCAUCAGCUUCAGCUCAAACCCAAGAUCAGCCUGCACCUCUACACCAAUCAGUGUCCCGACGGAUCCGCUAAGGACUUCUGCUUCAAGGGCUCUGUGAACAACUCUUGGACGACAUUGAAGCUGCUGUAUCACGCCAAAGGCCAGCUGGUCCCUAUAGUCUACCUUGAACCGAGUAUCUGGGGCGCCAAAGUCUGCUGCAUGUCCGGAAGUGACAAGCUGUGUCGCUGGUCUUUCACUGGGGUUCAGGGUGCAUUACUGAGCCACUUCAUUCAGCCUCUCUACAUCACCAGCAUGGUGCUCGGCGGCCAGAAGCUCAUUAACGAAGAGGUGUCUGAUGUCACCAAUGUGGAUGGUGAUAAAUGGGAGGAGUUUCUGCCGCCACCCUACAAGAAACACAACAUGGUCUGCCUCUGUGGCGACUACGUGGGGCCUGUUGUGACCUUGUCCCAGAACGACAACCUCAGCAUCAAUUGGUGCCUUGGUGACAAGGAUAUUGAAGUUCUGGACAGUCGCAAGGGCUACAUUGUUGAAGGCUCUCCCUGUAUGAGUGGGCCUGGCUUUUCCAGCAGGCUCUGCAAGAGAGCGUUCUACAAUUACUUCCUAGGAGUUGCAGAGCUGAGCGGGCAAAGCUAUCUGCUGGAGUUUCCCACCUACCACAGCGCCAAGGUGGAAGCCGAAGUCUACCAGACGGUCAAAAAUCUUGUCAAGCAACAGUUUGCAAACAUCAACGUAGGUCCGUGGAAUUCAAAAGAGAUGGUGGAUUGCUUUCAUGCUUGAACUCUUUUUUUCUUCUUCAUCCAGAAGCUUGCCAUGUUGAAGUUUAUCCAAGUUCCUCUCGAGAUUUUGUUCAGUGUUGUUCUGGAGUCAAAACAUCCUUUAAAGUUAUUUUAUAUAUAUUUUUAUGUAGAGCGUUGGUGUUGUUUUCUGUUUGUGUAGGUGUGA
Paralichthys olivaceus (Japanese flounder) is the source of this 1910-nucleotide messenger RNA. RefSeq names its product adenosine deaminase domain containing 2 (gene adad2). Gene Ontology annotation, biological process: adenosine to inosine editing; RNA processing. The record is from RefSeq and is a predicted model, not a curated record. Gene Ontology annotation, molecular function: double-stranded RNA adenosine deaminase activity; double-stranded RNA binding; tRNA-specific adenosine deaminase activity. Gene Ontology annotation, cellular component: cytoplasm; nucleolus. Lineage: Eukaryota; Metazoa; Chordata; Actinopteri; Pleuronectiformes; Paralichthyidae.